AUGAAUCGGGUCUGGGCUGCGUUCAAGGCUCAUCCGUACAUCAGUAACGUCCUGGGAUACACAACGCUGUUUGCCUCCGCUGACCUCAUACAGCAGAGCGUGCUGGGCGGGAAACGCACUUCAUCCUCAUCAGAGGACUCGGCUGGCAUCGACUGGGGUCAGACGGCUCGAGUGGCGACCGUAGGCCUCUGUUUCCAUGCCAACUUCAACUACCACUGGUUGCGAGGGCUGGAGAGGAUGCUGCCUGGAGGCGGAGUGAAGGCAGUGACGGGGAAAGUUGUGGUGGAUCAGCUGAUCGCAGCUCCUCUCACCAUCAGCGCCUUUUACAUUG
Messenger RNA from Plectropomus leopardus (leopard coralgrouper), 331 nucleotides. NCBI's taxonomy places the organism in Eukaryota, Metazoa, Chordata, Actinopteri, Perciformes, Serranidae. The record is from RefSeq and is a predicted model, not a curated record.